Messenger RNA from Vitrella brassicaformis, 768 nucleotides. The record is from the annotation of a GenBank genome assembly. NCBI's taxonomy places the organism in Eukaryota, Vitrellaceae.
CUGUCCUUUCCGGACUCACAUCCAUGGGACGCCAACGCGCGCUGAAGGGCACUUCGUUUCUUUCUGGGAAGCGGAUUUCACCUUUAUCACGGUGCCGUUCCUUCCAAUCUCUGUGGUUGUGCGGCUUGAGGCAAUGAUUGGAGGGCGUAAGUGGAGCGAAACACGUGCAUAUACAGUACGCGUUUACGUGGGUGGUGUGUCAUGUGUGACCCUUACUCUGUGCCGAUGUGGGGUGACGGCGCAGAGUGAGGAUGUGUGUUGUGUGUGGGGUGAUAUCUGAGAGUGUCGGCGGUCGGUGCAUGCACACGCUCGUUUUUGCAUUGCCGGCCAUCUGUUCUGUCGAAUGAAUGGGGUGAACUGACUGUGGGUGGGCAAUUAUUCCACUGUGGGCAUCCGGUACCGUGUGAUGCUUUCAAGACACUCACUUGCGUAACACACAGCGCUUCACGGCUGCCCAGGAGCUACACACCCGGCAGCUGACGUCUUCGGUUACCCACAGCCCCACCCAGCGAGACUACGCUGUCGAGGGCCUUCGGUUGGCGGAAAAGGACAGCCUCGACAACAAGGAGGGGGAGGAGGAGGGGGAGGAGAACGGUGAGACGGGCAGCAAGGAAGAGGGUCGCACGACGGAUAGUUGGGUUGUGCAGUUGGCCGAGUUCAUGUCAUAAGAGACUACAUACCUGCCUGAGCUUUGGACGCGUAUGUGUUUUGUGAUGGUUGUGGGUGGGUGACGUGACCCACUGCCAUGGCACCCACACAUUCAAUGAG